AUGUCUUCAUUCAUCACCGCAUUUAUGACCGUUAAGUCGGCGCUAUUGUCAUCGGUUCUCAUCCUCUUCAUCAUCGGUCUCAUCGAUUACGCGAUUAUCACUGAACCCAAUGGCUGUGACAUGACAUUCAUGUUUCAAUACCCGCAGUUUGUGUUAUUGCCACAUCGGGAACAGAUUGCUCUCAAGUAUCCCAACUAUCAUCUCUUUGCAUACGGCGAGGGUAAUGGUGACUUUAAAGGAGUUCCCGUCGUAUUUGUUCCCGGAAAUGGCGGCUCUUUUAAACAGGUGCGAUCACUUGGAUCGGUGGCGUUGCGAAUGUCCGAUAAAUACUCAACUUUUCAUUUCAAUUAUUUUACCAUUGAUUUCAAUGAGGAAUACUCCGGAGUUAAUAGCUUUCAACUCCAAAGUCAGACACUAUUUCUUAAGGAAAGUCUCAUAAAAAUCAUGGAUUUAUACGAGAAAAAGGGGAGAAACGUAUCGCUUGUACUCAUUGGACACUCAAUUGGUGGACUCAUAAUUAGAUCAUUGCUAUCAUUACCCGAAUUUGAUCCGUACGUCCAUCGCGUAGAUUUGGUCAUAACUCUGGCCACACCUCAUAAAUCUCCAGUUGUUCCCAUUGACUCGCGAAUGACAUCGUUUUACAACGAUGUGGAAGAAUAUUGGGCCACAAAUCGGGACAAUUUUGGUCACAUGAAUGUGAUAUCAAUCGGCGGCGGAUUCAAUGAUAAGUUGGUUCGUUCGCAUCUCACAAAACUCAAUGACGAUCACCCGAACGAUCUGACUGUCGUGUCCACAGCCAUCGAUGACGUUUGGGUCUCAACCGAUCACUUGUGUAUCGUUUGGUGCAAACAAUUAACACUUAAGAUAACGAGACUUCUCUUCGACUUAACCGACAAGAAGUCGCUGAAACUCGUGGACAACAUUGCGGACAGAAAUCGGAUCAUUAGAUAUCACUUCAUGGAGAGGACGUUAGGGAAGAAUUUUCCCGGAUUUGUAAUUCCCGAAUACAUAACACUCGCGCCGACCGGCGAAUGGACCGAAAACUACGAACGGAUUAUUAAAUUUACAAAACCAAAGGUCUUACAACCAAAUUAUAUUUUACUGCCAUUAAUGCGAAGAGAAAGUAUUGUCAUACAGUUUGAAGGCCAUUAUAGGCACGAUUGGGUGAUGGCCUGCUCUGCCGUUAAGAAAAAUAAUGUUACGCUUUGUGAUAAGGGCCGGUCUCUACACCAAUACGUACGGCGUUUGCCAUCGAAGCCCAAAGAUGUUGAGCGCCGUCUGUUCACUGGCCUCUCGUCUCUACUACUAAACCAAGGAUUUACUCAUUUAUUGUUAGCCAUCAGUUCAUCGGUAGAACCGGUGGACAUACAGAUCGAUCGGUUCACCACAAGCAUCCGGAGCCGAACCAUACAACUGCCAGCCCUGUGGCAGAGUAUCGUCCGGUUCUUCGCGUGGUCUACAGUGAUGGACAUCGCGGUGAGCGAAGAGACCACGUUCUACAACGUGACACUCGCCGGACUCCGACACGUAUGGUCUGCUUAUUCCGUCCAAAUGGAGACCAUAUCGUGUUACCCGACGGCUGUCAACAUGGGUUACCUCUACUUAACGAUUCCCUGGAAUCGCGAGAACCAACACCAAUACGUUUACCCCAAACGCGGCUCAACCGCGCGCUUGACAUUCAAACUCAAUUCCCCGAAACCAAAGACAUUUGAUCCGUCGCUGGAGCCGACGCUCUACUUACUCGUCGAUCCCAACUGUAGUUAUAAAUUGCAUAUUAAGACCUCUUUGGCCGAAAUGAUGGGACAACUGUUGAGACAUUAUAGCCUCGUUUUGUUGCCAAUGAUUGUCUCACUGGUGUUGUCGUUGCUGUCGAUACAAAUCAUUCCCAAUAAUUCAUCACCAAAUCAGUCGUCAAAGAAUAAUUCCGCGGAUAAUAAUCAUCACUUUUUCGAUAACAAACCCAAAUAUAUUUAUAUACAAUCUGUUCAUAUAAUUAAGAAUAUUCGGUUGGUUUCGAUCAAUGGUUUGCUCAUAUUGUCUGCUUCUGGUUCAGCCAUAUUCUUUAAUUCAUCGGUAGAACCGGUGGACAUACAGAUCGAUCGGUUC
Messenger RNA from Medioppia subpectinata, 2106 nucleotides. The record is from the annotation of a GenBank genome assembly. Lineage: Eukaryota; Metazoa; Arthropoda; Arachnida; Sarcoptiformes; Oppiidae.